AUGUUAAAGGAAUUAGAGAAAUAUCGUGUUCCUGAUAAUUUCACUGGGGCUCGUUUGUAGAUUGUUUGUUCUCAAAUAAUCGAUAGCUGGGUAGCUUUGAAGCUAGCUUUUGAACACUAAACUCAAACAAUCUAGGAGAGUCCUGAGAAUAUCAAAAAGCUGAUGUCUUACUAAUUGGCAGCUUACAUUUACAAUUGCGAGACCGAAAUAGAUGACAUAGUAUAAUUUCUAUCAGUUUAUUUGGAAUAAUACUUAUAGUUGAUAAUUGAAGACAAUUCAGAUCGAUAUGUAAAGUGUUGAUUUAUCAUAAGAUUGCUGAGAGACUGUUGGAUGUAUAUAAUGAUUUGGAAUAAGACAAGGAGGGUAAGUAUUUGCAGUUGCUAGAAGAUAUCAGAGUGUAUAAUGAGCAGAAUAAGAAUAUUAAACAUGUGGCUAAUAUUUAAGAUUCAGAUGAGGACUCUGAAAAUGAGGAACCUCCUUAAUUGGUUCAAUAAUAGCAGUAAUAAAUGCAAGUUGAGGAGGAGGAAGAUAGUGUUGACUCGGAUGGUUAUGAAACAGUGAAACCAAAGAAAAGGUACAAUAAGCGUAAUUGAUGAAUGUUAGCUUUAUAUAUAUAUUAAUUG
This is a messenger RNA of Paramecium octaurelia, 623 nucleotides long. The record is from the annotation of a GenBank genome assembly. NCBI's taxonomy places the organism in Eukaryota, Ciliophora, Oligohymenophorea, Peniculida, Parameciidae.